CUCAGUUGCAAGUUAGCUCUCGGCCAGAUAUAACCUGUGUCACUGGUGAUAAAAUUAUUUAAACCGCGCCCGCACCGAAAUAAACCCAAAGACUUGUUAGUGCAUUUUCAUUGGCAAGCAGCGCCGAAGCAGUCGACAUGACCGGGAAAAACACAAGAAAUUUUUCCACAUACUUGCAGGAAAAGCAGAAGCGAAAAAUAAGUGGCGUCAAGAAGAAACACACAGUGUCAACGGACGGCAGCGGCCCCCUCGAUGUCUACGUUCAGGGUGAUCUGCACCAGAUGGAAAAGAAGGCACUUUUCCUCACCGUCCACGACCUGGGCACCAACCACUCCAGCUUCCACGACUUUGUGAACCACCCAUGCAUGUGCGAGAUCAAGGAACGCUCCGUUUUCAUCCACGUCGACGUACCUGGACAGGAGGACAAUGCCCCAGAUCUUUCAAAAGACUUCAACUUCCCGACAAUGGCGACCCUGGGCGAGGAUUUGGUCACAGUUCUCGAUUACCUGCACGUCAAGUACAUCAUCGGUCUGGGCGAGGGUGCUGGAGCAAAUGCACUUGCCCGCUUCGCCAUAGCUCAUCCCUCGAGGUGUCUCGGCCUGAUUCUGAUCAACUGCACAGGCUCAGCUGCUUCUGUGAUGGACCACUUUAAGGACAAAUUUAUGAACUGGAAGAGCAGCCAAGUUUCGCAGAGCGCCGAGGACUACUUGGUGUUCCACAAAUUUGGCCACCAACUGGACAACUCCACAGAAAGUGACAAAGAUAAGGUGAUCCAGGAAUACCAGAACCGAUUGCGCCAAGCCAUCAACCCCAAAAACCUGAAACUCUACGUCAACUCGUUCCUCAAUCGCAAGGACAUGCCUGCAAAGAGCAUCAAGGCCGACGUGUUGUUGGUGACUGGAGAGAGAGGUUCGUUUGCAGCUGCCGUCGAGAAGCUGCACGCCAACUUGGACAAGAGCAAGGCUACAAUGCUCAAAAUUGAUCGCGUCGGUGAUGUCAUGCUGGAGGCUCCUGAAAAGUUAGCCCAGAGCAUCCUGCUGUUCUGCAAGGGCCAAGGUCAGCUAACUUCAAUCACAAUGCCUGGAGUGGAGAGACAAAGAACCUUCUCCGGCAGCUCUGCGGAUGGUGAAGGACGCACCAGACGCCUUAGCCGAGGCAUGAGCAUGGAGGAGUAUGACAAGCCCAACAUUAGACGACUAUCCAUCACCACCCCUGGCCCUCUCCCUCAACUGCCACGUUCUGAUUAAAGAUAUAACAGCAGAUUCACUCGAUAUAACACUGGAUGGAUUUUUACCCCGAGGACGCAAAAAGAAAAUGUAUCGAGCCACACGAAAAUCCAACAUACAAAACAAACUCGCCAGAAAAGAUCCUUUUAAAUUUGAAUGAUUCUCGCAAUCAAGAUAAAUUCUUAACCGCAGUCCUAAAAAAACAGCAACCACACUCUCAUAGAAAUAUUAAUUAUUUAUAAUUCAAGAGACCAGCAGGUAGCUAAAAUUGAGAAAAGCUUUCAGAAAAAACAAAUGAAAUAUAUUGUUAUGAUAAUGUAUUAACACUAUUAUUUUAAAGACGUUGUACCUAUGAAAAUUAUUCUAAUUCAGCACACUGUAGAGAGUUGGAAAUUGUAAAAAAAAAAAUAUAACUAACCUAAAGCGCCCAGAGUAAAUGUCAUUGUUGAGCAUAAAAAAUAAAUUAACAGCAGUUGUUGCGUUUAAGAGGGAGCACGUUUAAAACAAUUAAUUAAAGAGUGGUUUAAUCUUAAGAUAAACAAGCGUAUUUUUUUUGCGAUUUAGCACUGUAGGGAAUGCAUAAUGAGAGGUUUCGUUGCUAGAAUUAGAGUCGCGAACUGGCUUGUUUUGCACCAUGAAAGAAAAUGAAAGCCUAUGUUACACACACACGCUUCUAUGCAAGUACACACAGAAACUUUAAAGAAAAUUAUUAAUGGAAGAUCCCUUAUCUUUGUAUGUUCGUGUUGGUGUUUGGCAGCAAUAGAGGCCACCUUUGUGAAUGUCGCGUAGAUGAGUUUUUCGUGCAAAUUAUUUGAUUGGCUUGUAACACUCCCAUAAAUUGAAAAUCUGCAUACAAAAAAGUUCUUUUUCGUAGCAUUUCUUCCUUUAAAUCGAAGGUUCCGCCAUUACUCACAAUUUUCAACAAGCCUAUAGGUGCCUGAUCAUUCUAAAAGAGCUAGAUGAAAGGGAAGAUGAAGCAAUCAUUUUAUUGUCUUGAAAAUUAUUAAAUAUUGUAUUCUAUAUCUUGUACAUGUCCUACCAAUUAUAGAUUAUUUCGUUCAAUAAAAUGUAUUUUGAACACAGA
This is a messenger RNA of Neocloeon triangulifer, 2310 nucleotides long. RefSeq lists its product as uncharacterized. NCBI's taxonomy places the organism in Eukaryota, Metazoa, Arthropoda, Insecta, Ephemeroptera, Baetidae. Gene Ontology annotation, biological process: signal transduction. The record is from RefSeq and is a predicted model, not a curated record. The coding region runs from base 138 to 1247 and encodes 369 amino acids. Gene Ontology annotation, cellular component: cytoplasm. The transcript has 10 exons.